This is a messenger RNA of Drosophila takahashii, 317 nucleotides long. The record is from RefSeq and is a predicted model, not a curated record. Lineage: Eukaryota; Metazoa; Arthropoda; Insecta; Diptera; Drosophilidae.
AUGCCGUGUUGUAAAAUCGUUUCCUUUUCAGAAUGCAAAUGCACCCCAGAAAAGUGCGGGGAGAACUGCAAGUGCCAAAACCCAGGACAAUGUGGAUGCAAUCCCUCGAAUGCCUCCUCCUCGGGCGGAUGUUGCAAGAAGACCGGCGACACUGCGGGUGGUGACUCCAAGGGAAAAUGCUGCGGCGACAAGAAGUAGAAGACAAUACCCAUUCAUGCCAGAGAAAAAAUACAUUUUCGUUCCUUUUAUUUCUCGAUGGCCAUAACUGCUAGUGAGCUGUUAUCAUUAAAUACAUUUAUUGUUUAAUCGAAACAAAA